Juglans microcarpa x Juglans regia is the source of this 1214-nucleotide messenger RNA. Its product is annotated as protein CANDIDATE G-PROTEIN COUPLED RECEPTOR 2. The record is from RefSeq and is a predicted model, not a curated record. NCBI's taxonomy places the organism in Eukaryota, Viridiplantae, Streptophyta, Magnoliopsida, Fagales, Juglandaceae. The transcript has 6 exons. Gene Ontology annotation, molecular function: G protein-coupled receptor activity. Gene Ontology annotation, cellular component: plasma membrane. Gene Ontology annotation, biological process: G protein-coupled receptor signaling pathway. The coding region runs from base 86 to 991 and encodes 301 amino acids.
CUUUCUACUGAACCUUGUCUUCGGGUUGUCCAAAUUCGUAUCCUCCCCAAUCAAAUUAGGGUUUCGUUUUUCCUUUUCUUCCAGAAUGCGAGCAGUCCAGGAAUCGCUCUCAGUCUCUUCGUUCUCAAACUCGACCACUUCGCCGACAUCUCCCUCUUCGGGUCCAAGGUUCUACGACUGGCUCUUUGAGUGCCACGGCUUCUGGCACAAUGUUGCGCUCAUGCUCGCUUCCCUUCUCUUCAUCCUGUACCUGUCCUUUCAAGCCAGGAAGAGCUUCUCCAAGCUAUCGCAUGGACGGUCUUACGUUAUAAUUGCGUACUAUGCGUGCCUGUGGCUUGUUAGCUUGCUCAAUCUGAUUUGGUGCACUUUUCAGGCUUGGGAGUGCACUCCAGGAAAAGAACUAGUAUGGAAUGUCUUAUCUUUAUUUACAACAUCAGGAAUGCUAUUUUUAGAAGUAAGCUUGGUGGCCUUUUUAUUCCAAGGAAAUCACGUGAGCGGGUUAGAAGCUUUGACACGGACAUUUGUUGUCUCGGGUCUUAUCGUUGGCUUGGAUUUACUUCUAAAGGCAAUUUAUCUGUUUGGAUUUGGGAUCCCAUUGUUCAUUGACAGCAAUGAUCAUACACAUCCGACGAAGUGGAACUUGUGGGUUGUUCAUAGACUGGUGCUGACUGCGGUUUAUGGCUUGAUACUGUUUAUGUACCAUUCCAAGUGGAGAGAAAGAUUACCUGCAAGACCUGCAUUCUACAAUUAUAUUGUUAUCAUGUGUGCAAUGAAUGCUCUCGCACUGUUUGCUUGUGCCCUCACUGGAAAUGGGGCUGGUUUUGGGUUCUGGUUGUAUGGCGCCACGAUUGUUUGUUACCAUGCCUUCUAUCUUCCUCUUCUAUAUGUAACAUUCCUGGCUGACUUUUUCCAGGAGGAAGAUUUGCAUUUGGAAAAUGUAUACUACUCAGAAAUGAAAGAUGCUGGCUUCUUUGAUGCUGAUUGGGAGUGAUGUGGUGACUUCUGCAUCACAAUAUGACAAAAGUUGUCAUACUCUGUAUAUUGAAGUAAAUAUGUACUAGAACCUGAGAACUUUGAGAUGCUGGCGAUGUGUUAUCAUAGUUUGUAUGGCUUCCUAUUUUCUUUGUUUUUCUCUUUGUAAUAUGCAAGAGAAGUGCUGUUCCUCUAUUCACACUGCUAAUAAUAUGAACUGUGUCUUCUAUAUUCUACAGUUA